Molecule: messenger RNA, 627 nt
Organism: Naegleria gruberi
Lineage: Eukaryota; Heterolobosea; Eutetramitea; Acrasida; Naegleriidae
Exons: 1
Coding region: 1-627 (208 amino acids)
Source: RefSeq, a predicted model, not a curated record
AUGAUCUUCUUGUUUAGCAAUAUUUGUGGAGCUGUUACCAACCCAAGUACUGCUGUUUGUACUGUUGAUGCUCAAGCAUACCAAUAUGCCAAGCAAUACAAUCUCUGCUACCCAAUAGGUCAAAAGGGUGUUCCAAAGAUCUCUUUCCUCAACCCAGCCGAUGAAAAUGCUGGUGUUAAAGUUGUUCACGCUGGUAUUCCUGCCACUGAUGGUGUUACCAGACAAUUGGCUGUUUCCUUGACUUGUGACACUACUGCUGCUGAUCGUCCAACUCUUACUUUCACUGGUGAAAGCAAGGAAGGUGGUAUUAUCACUUACGGAUUCAGUGGUAAGACUAAGACUGCUUGUCCAGGUGCUGCUCCAGCUCCAACUCCAGAAGAUGAUUUGCCAUUGGGUUGGUAUGGUUUUGGUGGUCUCAUCAUGACUUUGGCUCUUGUUGCUUUCAUUCUUUACUUCAUCAUUGGAUUCCUUGUUUUGAAGUUCAAGAUGCAAAAGACUGGUACUGAAGCUAUUCCACAAUUCGCCUUCUGGAAGGAUUUGCCUUUCCUCUUCAUUGAUGGUGUUAUGUUGCCAGUUGACCUCAUCAAGGGUGCUAUGGGUAAGAAGAAUUACCAAGAAAUGGCCUAA